Messenger RNA from Megachile rotundata (alfalfa leafcutting bee), 1825 nucleotides. RefSeq names its product dihydrolipoyl dehydrogenase, mitochondrial. Gene Ontology annotation, biological process: pyruvate metabolic process; 2-oxoglutarate metabolic process. Lineage: Eukaryota; Metazoa; Arthropoda; Insecta; Hymenoptera; Megachilidae. Gene Ontology annotation, molecular function: dihydrolipoyl dehydrogenase (NADH) activity; flavin adenine dinucleotide binding. Gene Ontology annotation, cellular component: oxoglutarate dehydrogenase complex; mitochondrion. The record is from RefSeq and is a predicted model, not a curated record.
CAGACGAGUUGAGCGAUAUUGAAAUAACCGGUAGUGCUUGCUUUCACACUGCCUGUUCUGAACCUGUUCACUUUCUGGCCCACACAGUAUCGGAUAAAAAAUAUAUUAGAGUAAAAUUAUGAUGCAAGCUACCUUUUGGAAUUUGGUGACUACCUCGAUCAGGCCAACAUGUGUCAAGCGUGUUGUACCUGGCUUGACAGCUGCACAACAACGUAUGUACUCCAGCACCAUAGAUGCAGACCUUGUAGUAAUCGGAGGUGGACCUGGUGGUUACGUAGCAUCGAUUAAAGCUGCACAGUUGGGAAUGAAAACUGUUUGCGUGGAGAAAGAUGAAACACUGGGUGGCACUUGUCUUAAUGUUGGAUGCAUUCCUUCAAAGUCUUUAUUAAACAACUCCCAUUAUUAUCAUAUGGUACAUAGCGGAGACUUAAAAAACCGUGGUGUUCUGGUUGAUAAUCUUAGGCUAGAUCUUGACAAGCUGAUGGAACAAAAACGCAACGUAGUAAAGGCUUUAACGGGUGGUAUUGCCGGAUUAUUUAAAAAGAACAAAGUUGAAUGGGUUAAGGGUCAUGGCAAAAUUACUGGUCCAAAUCAAGUAACCGCGCUUAAACCUGAUGGUUCAGCUGCAAGCACGAUUAACACUAAAAACAUUAUAAUUGCAACGGGCAGUGAAGUCACACCAUUUCCUGGCAUAGAGUUAGAUGAACAACAGUUUGUCUCUUCGACUGGUGCUUUAUCCUUAAGCCAAGUGCCUAAAAGACUCGUUGUCAUUGGUGCUGGAGUUAUUGGAUUGGAAUUAGGUUCAGUUUGGCAAAGGUUGGGUUCACAAGUAACGACAGUUGAAUUCACUCCAACGAUCGGUGGGGUAGGAAUCGACGGUGAAGUUAGUCAAUCGUUACAAAAAAUUUUAAGUAAACAGGGCUUAAGUUUUAAAUUAGGAACUAAAGUUACCGGUGCAAAAAAAACAGGCAGUGAAAUAGUGGUAUCCGUUGAGGAUGCAAAAGAUCCUAGUAAAAAGGAGGAUAUGGCGUGUGAUGUACUUUUAGUUUGCGUUGGUAGGAGGCCAUACACAGCAAAUUUAGGACUGGAAGAUAUGGGAAUCGAAAGGGAUGAGAAGGGCAGGAUACCUGUAAAUAACAGAUUCCAAACAGUGGUACCUUCAAUUUAUGCUAUUGGAGAUUGCAUUCACGGGCCGAUGUUAGCUCACAAGGCAGAGGAAGAAGGUAUCAUAACGGUUGAAGGCAUCGCUGGAGGUGCUGUACAUAUCGAUUACAAUUGCGUACCCAGUGUAAUAUACACGCAUCCCGAAGUUGGCUGGGUGGGCAAAACGGAAGAGGACUUAAAGAGGGAAGGCAUCGCGUAUAAAGUAGGAAAAUUCCCGUAUCUGGCCAAUUCUAGAGCAAAAACAAACCUUGAGACGGAAGGUUUCGUUAAAGUUUUAGCCGACAGUAGUACAGAUAGAGUAUUGGGAGUACACAUGAUUGGUUCAGUGGCUGGUGAACUUAUUAACGAAGCAGUUCUCGCCAUGGAAUACGGAGCAAGUGCGGAAGACGUUGCUAGGACAUGUCACGCACAUCCGACAUGUGCCGAAGCUCUGAAGGAAGCUCAUCUAGCUGCAUAUUUUGGAAAGCCCAUUAACUUUUAAAUAUCAUUAAUAUAUAAAGUAAAGAACGGUGCACACUUGACGUCGUAGCUUCGAUCUAGUCUACGUUCCAAGUCCACCAUUACGCUACGAAUUUAGCGUAUAGGUUUCAUCAUCGCUUAAUCAUAUAAGAAAGAAAAGUUGUACAUAAAAGUAAAAAGAAUUUGCGAAAGUCUCACAUCU